Messenger RNA from Gavia stellata (red-throated loon), 1730 nucleotides. It is a transcript of the gene MBNL3, whose product is annotated as muscleblind like splicing regulator 3. The record is from RefSeq and is a predicted model, not a curated record. The transcript has 10 exons. Lineage: Eukaryota; Metazoa; Chordata; Aves; Gaviiformes; Gaviidae. Gene Ontology annotation, molecular function: metal ion binding. Bases 206 to 1375 code for a protein of 389 amino acids.
ACAAACACGAUUUGACUUAAAUGAAAACCUAAGUGCUGAUGAAUAGGAGUUCUACCAAAGCAACAAGUUAGUGUUUUCUUCACGUUUAACUUGAAUUCACUUUUUUACCCUUUUUUUAAAAAAAAAGAAGAAAAAAAAAGAUCAGCAGUAAAUAUUGCCCUGAAGAAGGGUGCAAUUGCUUGCAUUUUAAUUUUUGUUUUUUAAUAUGGCUGUAAACGUUUCCCUGGUUCGUGAUACAAAAUGGCUGACGUUAGAAGUGUGUCGAGAGUUUCAGAGAGGUACUUGUUCUCGGUCUGAUGCAGAGUGCAAGUUCGCCCAUCCGUCACGGAGUUGCCAUGUGGAAAAUGGUCGAGUUAUUGCCUGCUUUGACUCCCUAAAGGGCCGGUGUACCCGAGAGAACUGCAAAUAUCUCCACCCACCUCCACACUUAAAAACACAACUUGAAAUAAACGGACGCAACAACCUGAUCCAGCAGAAGACAGCCGCAGCCAUGUUUGCUCAGCAAAUGCAGUUCAUGCUACCAGGCGCGCAGCUACAGCCGAUUACAACAUUUCCUGUGACUCCAUCGCUUGCAACAAGCCCCACGAUGGCUUUUAGUCCCUACCUGAGUCAUGUUUCUCCUGGGAUGGGCUUGGUUCCUGCAGAGCUUUUACCAAAUACUCCUGUCCUGGUUUCUGGAAAUCCUACUGUUACAGUACCAGGAGGCUCUGCUGGGCAGAAACUGAUGCGUACGGAUAAACUGGAGGUUUGUCGAGAGUUUCAGCGUGGAAAUUGCACACGUGGUGAGAAUGAUUGCCGCUAUGCUCACCCUAUAGAUAUUGCAAUGAUAGACACAAAUGAAAAUACUGUUACAGUUUGCAUGGAUUACAUCAAAGGUCGAUGCUCUAGGGAGAAAUGCAAGUACUUUCAUCCCCCUGCACACCUGCAAGCCAAAAUCAAGGCAGCUCAACACCAGGUGAACCAGACAGCUGCAGCUGCAAUGACUCAGCCAGCUGUCAGAUCACUGAAACGACCGCUCGAGGCAACCUUUGACCUGGCCCUGCCGCCUGGUGCACUUCAACCUUUACCAAAGAGGCCAGCACUUGAAAAAAACAAUGGUGCCACCACAGUCUUUAACCCAAGCGUUUUCCACUACCAACAGGCUCUAGCCAACAUGCAGUUGCAACAGCCUACAUUCAUCCCUACAGGGUCAGUUCUGUGCAUGACACCCACUGCAAGCGUUGUGCCCAUGAUGCACGGUGCUACGCCCACCACUGUGUCUGCAGCAACAACUCCUGCCACCAGCGUCCCCUUCGCUGCAACAGCUACCGCCAAUCAGAUAUCCCAGUUAUCAGUAGAUGAACUGAGUAGCAGCAUGUUUGUUUCACAGAUGUAGAAGUUCCCAAUAGAACACAGACCAUGUUGAAAUUCUGAACAGUAAAAUUAUGGAGCACCAGGACUUCUUGGUGGGAAGCUGCGCAUGGCCUUUCUGUAUAUAUCCCCUCUUCCCUCUAUCGUUCUCUACCACCUCUACAGUAAGCCUGUUGCAGCCUACAUGUUAACCAAAAACUGAUCAAUGGGAAUGUCAAAUAAUAAAAAAAAAAAAAAGCACUAUAGAAACAAUUAACAAACAGCGCUCUGUUAUAUGAGAUAUACAAGUAGAAAAUUAUAAUAGACUUUUAUAACACAUUACUUUAACACACUUAAUCAUUUUAUGACUACCAUCCUGAUAAGUGCAUCUGCACAGCGGA